UAGCGAACAAGGAGGCCAUCAAUUUCUAGACAAGACAAGUUGAAAGACCGGAUGGCGUGUCGCGUGAAGGACGGCGCAUGAAUUGACACGAAUUGAACGACCUCUCUCACCCACAAUGGCACCACGAACAUACAACCCGUGCUCGUACCUGCCACGCCGGCUGCAGAUAGUGACCAGCCUGGCACUCUUCAUCCUCUUCUGCAUCGUCCUCUUUGGCCAGUCCACCGUCGACGUCCCUUAUCGCGAUGAAGUCAACGAGGGCGCACGAAGGGUUUCUGCAUACUUGCCCAAAACACCCGGUCUCCCAUCAGGCCUCAACCCAUUCAGGACACCAGCACAUUCACCACCGCCAGAGCAGGCCAACAGUACCAGUGGAGAGGCACGAUGGUUCUCCGACUGGAAGUGGAUGAACCCCUUCUCCUCGUCCAUAACACUCGACGAGAACAGGGCAGUGCUGCCUCCUCUAACAACAAGACCGCCAGUCUACACGUAUUUCGACGCCGACUGGUACAAGGACGAGAGCUCUCUUGAGAGUGUGGAUCGUCUGCUUCUGAUCUGGAGACGCGCAUGGUGGGCGCAAGGCUUCAAGCCUGUCAUUCUGGGUAGCGCCGAAGCCAUGAACAACCCGCUGUAUGCGAAGCUGGCUAGCCUGCAGCUCGAGGACGAACUCAAGACAGACGUGAUGCGCUGGCUCGCAUGGGGCAAUAUGGGUACUGGUAUCAUGGCCAACUACGUCGCAUUGCCAAUGGCUCCACACAGUGACCCUCUACUCGCCUAUCUGCGUCGUGGUGACUAUCCACAGCUCACCCGAUAUGAAGGUCUGGAGAGUGGCUUGUUCAACGGCCCCAAAGAUCAAAUCAACAAGGUCAUUGAACAGGCCUUCAACGCUAAGAAGCCAGUCAAGGCCAAGUCGGUCAUCGAGCUGCUACCAAAGGAGACUUUCCACAUCGACAGCAACCAGAAAGCCAUUGCCUUCUACUCGAGCAAAAACAUCAACAAAUUCUACAAGGGCAUUGCCGAGAAACUGGCAUCUGACAACAAGGAUGUAAGCCGUGAGGGUCUGCGUCUCCUUCCUCAGCUCAUAGUUUCGCAUCUGCACACAAUCUGGCAGAACUCCUUCUCCAGCGGUAUUGCAGUGUUGAAGCCGCUACCAGACCACAUGUUUACCCUGGUCAAACCAGCCAUUGAGCUUGCUCGCAACCUGUCGCAGUGCACAGAGUCACCACAACCUUCAUCUUGCCCACCGAAUCGCGAGAAGUGUGUUCCUUGCGUAAGCAGUCAUCCACUACGCAUCAGCCAACCCAUGAACUUCCGCAACACUUCCGACCUCUUCACCAUCGGCACUGUCCCUCACCCAUACACCAUGGCUUCUCUUCAACAUCAGACAGACUCCCUGACCAUCCGCUUCAUCCGCCGCACAACAAAACGUGACGAAUGGCUCCUAGCCACAACAAAAGAGUUCAGCACAGGCACAAGCAGUUUCUCCCGUAUCCCACUUAUCAAAGACGCCGUCGCCUCCGACUACGGAAGCGCCCGUUCUCUUUGGCUAACACCCGAGAAUCUCUCGGACGAGAACAAUGCCAAGUUACGUCAAGAUCUUGCCUGGUCACUGGGCUUCCCUGUCCCUACAAUUGAAUCUACCCUCGACUCUGGGCAUUCGGAAACACCGGUUCCGGGUCCUGAACGUCGUCCCCCUGCUCCCAAACCAGAGGGCAAAGUCCCUGAUCCCGUCGAACUCGUGCGCGAAGGCACACUACUAGGAAAAGCACGAUUGCUGAUCAAAGGCAAAGGACCUCGCAACAGCACACCCAUCCGUGAUGCUGUAGAAGCUUGGAACCUAGCGGAUACAGAAGUAUGGAGAUUUGUACGUGCGUGGAAUGCGAGAAGAAGUGUAGAGAGGAGAAAGUGGGAAGCAGAAGAGAAAGCUUAUGCAGGCACUGAAGGCGGUAAAGGAAGCUGGAGUCGCUGGUUCGAUAAAGAUUCAGAUUGAAGAAUUGGCACAAGUAUCUGAUUGUCGUAUAGUCGGGUUUGAAGAAAGCGUUUUUCUUGUAAUAGCGGAAGUAUCUCUUGACUAUGUUAUUUUGUAUAGAAACAUGAGGACGUAAGCUCUCUCCCCGUUUUCA
Molecule: messenger RNA, 2123 nt
Organism: Aureobasidium subglaciale EXF-2481
Lineage: Eukaryota; Fungi; Ascomycota; Dothideomycetes; Dothideales; Saccotheciaceae
Exons: 1
Coding region: 116-1990 (624 amino acids)
Source: RefSeq, a predicted model, not a curated record